UCCGCGAGCAAGGAGCGCCGCGAGGAGAGCGAGAGAACAAAGUGGGCUUUGGUGAUGUUGGAAUUUGCACCUAUUUGUAUCUAUUUAGUGAUCAGUCCGCUAGUUUUUUUGAUUCCACUCGGUGUUCCUUUUCCAUUUGCUUCUAAUAGUUCGACCUAUCCAGAAAAAUUGUCGGCCUACGAAUGUGGUUCCGAUCCCUCCGGUGAUGCCAGAAGUCGUUUUGAUAUACGAUUUUAUCUGGUUCCUAUUUUAUUUAUUAUCCCUGAUCCGAAAGUCACCUUUUCUUUUCCUUGGGCAGUACCUCCUAACAAGAUUGAUCUAUUUGGAUCUUGGUCCAUGAUGGCCUUUUUAUUGAUUUUGACGAUUGGAUCUCUCUAUGAAUGGAAAAGGGGUGCUUCGGAUCGGGACUAA
This is a messenger RNA of Triticum dicoccoides, 411 nucleotides long. RefSeq names its product NADH-ubiquinone oxidoreductase chain 3-like. Gene Ontology annotation, molecular function: NADH dehydrogenase (ubiquinone) activity. The transcript has a single exon. Gene Ontology annotation, cellular component: NADH dehydrogenase complex. The record is from RefSeq and is a predicted model, not a curated record. Bases 55 to 411 code for a protein of 118 amino acids. Lineage: Eukaryota; Viridiplantae; Streptophyta; Magnoliopsida; Poales; Poaceae.